Messenger RNA from Mycena citricolor, 327 nucleotides. The record is from the annotation of a GenBank genome assembly. NCBI's taxonomy places the organism in Eukaryota, Fungi, Basidiomycota, Agaricomycetes, Agaricales, Mycenaceae.
CCGAGUUUCCGCAUCAGUGACGCACGCGCAUCACGGCCCGGUACUCGAUGGCAUCACACCACACCUUCCCCCCAAGAUGGAUCCCGACGUGCAAUAUUGGCAACAAAUUGUGGGCACGAUGGAGGAGGAGAUGGUUCGGGACAAUAACAAGCAGAUGAUGGUUGCAUUGGGGUUGAUCGGCUUUGGGUACGCGGAGGCUAAGCGGCAGAAACCAAACCGUCUGUACAUGUGUUGGCCCCAAAUCCCUCCCAAUCUAUGUGUCAAUACACCCUGGAAAGCCAUGUACGUCAAUGGGAGCGAUCGCGCAUUCAUCACCACUAUGGGUAU